Dermacentor silvarum is the source of this 3301-nucleotide messenger RNA. RefSeq lists its product as uncharacterized. NCBI's taxonomy places the organism in Eukaryota, Metazoa, Arthropoda, Arachnida, Ixodida, Ixodidae. The record is from RefSeq and is a predicted model, not a curated record. The coding region runs from base 177 to 833 and encodes 218 amino acids. The transcript is spliced from 4 exons.
AGAGUCCCAUGGCCUCGGAUGGGUCACAUUGUCUGGUGAUACAACGACGCCGGCGGUUCGGUUUUGACCCGGUUUAGACGGCCUCCCAUAGGAAGGCCCUCUGCGAGAGACUACUUCAAUCGCCGAAGACACCAGUUAUCUGCACACAGAACGUAAAACGACUCAGUAUAGUGACGAUGAAGGUACCAAGCUACGCCACGUGGGCAGUCCUUGGCCUGGCGACGAUUGUACAAUGCUUCGGCUGGAAGCACGACCUGUCGCGGCCCGUGCGCGACGACUGCUGCCGGGACCCGGACAAGUGCUGUCCGUACGGCUACCGGUGCGACAUGCGGUACCGCAACUGCGUCCGGAUCGCCGGCGACGAGAGGCCCGUCUACACUUCCCACUCUUCCAGCUCGCGGGCCCAGCCCAUCACCAACUACGCGACGGGCACGCGCGGCUACCACUCCACUUCGUACGCCACGGGACGCUACGGCGUGCCGGACCAAGGAUUCGCGCUCUCGCAGAACAACUUCCUACGAUCGGACAACUGCCCCACUGGGACAUACUGCUGGGAUAUUGACACCUGUUGCCUCAUCCAGCAUGGCUACAACAGCCUCUGGACACGAGUGGAGUCCACCUGCUGCACGCGUUACAACAGCCCCAACUGCCAAAGGGUUCGCGGCUGCAGAGUGACCAUUGGUGACCAGCGCUACAAGUCCUAUCGGGAGACCUUCACUCGCAGACCAGUCUACUAUGGAGCAGCGCCCCUGAUGGCCGUUCCAACGGCUGCAACUGCCUUGGCACUUGCCAUUUUGCUUCGCUGCGUCACGCUGUACACUUUCAAAAUGUGACAAAUAAAUUGUGGGGGGCAGCGGGAGAAAUCAACCAUUCUAAAAGUAAUGUUGCUUAGCAGCAGUACUUGACCAGCGAAAACUCUUUACAUUCAGAACCAUUAUUCUUGUCAUUACCGUAAGGUUAUCACUGUUCCCAUUUUCACUUGUUAGGUUCAGUUACUUGCUGAACCUAACCAGGGCGUGAUCUGAUUGAAUGACUGAGUUCAAUACCUGAAAGGUGCAUUUACCUGGACUGUACGAAAUGCCGCGGUGGACCACUGUGAAUCACUUUCGGUUACUCUUGCGCGGACAACCCAAAGCUUCUUUAGCGUGUGCCAGGUGCCUUCAAGUGAGCUUUUUUUCAUUCCAUCAUUGUUAAACUAUAGAUACUGAAGCAAUAUUUAAACUGUUAUCAUGUUCUGCAGCAGAACUAGGGAACGACUGAUUGAAUGCAGCAAGUCACGACUGCCUCAUGCUGGAACCACUCGGACUAAACAGGAUCCUUGUGAAUUCUUAGUCCCUGCUGACCAUGUAGCAUCAUGGAAAUGGAAAUUUUAAUUCAAAGGUCAGGGAAUCGCUCUUGAAAAAGCAUCCAGUUUAGUGUGGAUGCUUUACGUUUAUUUCAGCAAGGAAGCCUAUGAAUAGCUCACCAGGACUUCUCUCCUGUAUUUUGUCCAUUGUGGAAGCAUGUGUCUGCAUAUCACGCAUGCAGAGUUAGGAGAGCAAAUUAAGUCCUUUCGAGGUAUGCUAAGCAGAAAAAUUAUUUCAGCCAUACUUUUUAAACUACUCUUCAAGAAUACCAAACGAGGUCACUCUUAUAAAGAGAAGAAGCAUGGUAUGCUUGAAAAGAUGCAAAGGGAUAAGAUUGAUUGCGACGCCACCUUGAAGUUCUCAAACCAGUCUGCCGUGACGUGGGUUUUGAUGAUGUCUUCUCAGGCCUAGUUAAAUCUCAUCAGUAAAGAUCAACAACAUUGUAUUUUAAAAGAGCAAAAGACUGAGCUUAGUUUGUUUUGAGAACUGAGCCACAUCUAAAAUGUUGUCACCCAGCUAGUGUAAGCUAAAAACAGUUCACCAGCUAAAGAUUGGCAAAAAACGUCUGCCUUUAGCAAUGGCUGAUCCUCGGAGAGUGCACGCGCAACCACGAACUUCAUCAUUCUCGCCUCAAGGGGCCAGUGUCCUCACGUGCCAACUUAUUUCACGUCAUUUCUCCCCUCUCAAAAGCGACCAACCCGGUCGCUUCAAGGGCAGCAGGCGAGCACUAUAGCCAAGAGUGCUAACAUUAAAGAAAACAGAAAAAAAAAACAGCAAGAAACUUAUUUCGCGUCAAUGUGAAAAGUACUUUGAAAUCUGCUAUGUCACAUUUAUGUAGUGGCAACGUUGUAUUGGCGCCGAAGUCAAUAACCCAUAAAUAGAGUCGGAAGGAUAAUUUAUUCGUCUAAACUGACUCAGUGUUUUUCUUUUAAGAACUCUAGCUUGGGAGCUCAUAUAUAAAAACCUAUCUAAUCUAACAUAUCUACUCUUAAUAUAUCUAAAAAUAUAUCUAAUGCAACAAAAUUGUUGCAUUAUACACAGCUCUCAAAUAUAUCACUAAUUUGUGAAUACAACAUUUGCAAAACCAUUGUAAGGACUGUAACAAUUUUAAUGCAUGAGCUGUAAACUGAAUUACGAAUAUUCAAGAAAGAUGCCCUCCGAAUAUAAAAUAUUUUUUUCAUUUGUAAACCAACUGAACUAGAAUGUUUGCGUGGAGUCUAUUUGGCAAAAUAAAAAUCAAGCUUACACGUAACAUUAUUUGACACACGUAUGUACAAAACCACUUACAAUUGAACCUUCUGACUACUAAGAAGCUUGAGCUACUAAUUAUUUGAUUGCUAAGGAGUUUAAGAGAUUCAGUUUAUAGAAUUACGCUGUAUAUUUUUGGUGGAGUUAUGACUGUAAACUUCGUGCUUCAAUUUUUUUAAUUGCUCAUUUCUGGCAAUUUUUUCAUGAUAUGAGGUUUUAAACAAAAAUUCUGCUUCAUACAAGUGGUAGAAUUUAACUUUCUUUUUCAAAUGCAACAAAUUUCAUUCAGAUCAGCCCAGCGGUUGCCUUAUAAAAGCAUUUCUGCGUUUUUUAUGUAUUUGAACAGGAAAAUCGAGUUGGACCCAAGCUAUAUCUUCCUCUGAAGACCUCCAUGGUAGAACUUCGAUUCUUCUAACAACUUCAAAUAUCUUCCGAAGUCAGGCCAUGUAUAAGCACAAGCUGUCUGUUUUGAAGACGCUAAGAGCUGUUUCGUAACAAAUGCAGUGAUAGGAAUGGCCAACAGCGUUUUGUAGCAGGUUUUGUAGCAGAAAAAAUGCCAAUUUGCAGCAGCUGCCCUCAGUUUUGUAGCAAGUUGCAAAAAAGAACAGGAGAAAGCAGUAUUUAUUGCUUUUAUUACAUGGUUACCUAUUAAAUGUAUCAUACGUGCCCUUUAAUAAAUGACUAGCCUUAGCAUUGCAAUAAAAUGA